UGCUGCGCUGUUUGGGGAUAAAUAGUUGCACUUGGUGCUUCACAGUUUCACAGUUUAUGGAGAAACAACUGAAAUGGGAUUUUUUUGAAACAAUAAUUUUUUUGGAAUAAAUCGUAAAAGCUGGAAGGAUAAGUCAAAGGACAUUAGUGUUUUAUCACCUAAUAAUUUAAUUUAGUUAAUUUCACAUACCCAUAGCUAUAUAUAUAUAUAUAUAUAUAUUUUAAAUCUUGAAUAAUAUGUGCGCGUAAUAUUGAUAUUAUUAUCAUAUUCCAACUGGCAGAUCCCCAUCAUGGAUAUUAUAUGGAAGAGGAUUGACCCAGCGACUCCCAGAGCUCUGUUAGUGGCAUUUGUGACUCUGUUGUUCUCCCUACAACUGUGGCGGUGGCUCCGGCAGCGGUCUUUAACCUGCCCGCCUGGUCCGCUCGCCUGGCCGGUCAUAGGGAACGCUGCGCAACUUGGCAACGCACCGCACUUGUAUUUUACGCGCAUGGCGAAGAAAUAUGGCAACAUCUUCCAAAUUAAACUGGGCUGCAGGACCGUGGUGGUGCUGAACGGGGACUCCAUCAAACAAGCACUGGUCAAACAGGGACCUCAAUUUGCCGGCAGACCGGAUUUCACCUCUUUCCAGUACAUCUCCAACGGGGACAGUCUCGCUUUUGGCACCGUGUCGGACUGGUGGAAGGUGCACCGCAGAGUGGCCCAUUCCACUGUCCGCAUGUUUUCCACCGGGAACCCGCAAACAAAAAAAACAUUUGAGCACCACAUCAUCUGCGAGUUCAAAGAGCUUCUGGAGCUGUUUGUUGGAAAAACGAAGGAGCACCAAUAUUUCCAGCCCUUGACAUAUCUCGUGGUGUCCACUGCCAACACCAUGAGCGCGGUGUGUUUUGGGAAGCGCUACUCCUAUGAGGACGAGGAGUUUCGGCAGGUGGUGGGGAGGAACGACCAGUUCACCCAAACUGUAGGCGCAGGGAGCAUAGUGGACGUGAUGCCCUGGCUCCAAUACUUCCCCAACCCCAUCAAAACAAUAUUUGAUAACUUCAAGAGGCUCAACCUGGAGUUUGGCAUCUUCAUUCGAGAUAAAGUCAUUGAGCACAGAAAAACAAUCCAGUCCAGCACCAUCAGGGAUAUGACAGAUGCUUUUAUUGUGGCGCUGGACAAACUGAGCGAAAAAGGAGUUUCACUGGGGAAGGACUUCGUGCCCCCCACUCUUGGGGAUAUAUUUGGUGCAAGUCAAGACACACUGUCAACUGCCAUGCAAUGGAUCGUCAUCAUACUUGUCAAGUAUCCGGAGAUGCAGGUGCGUCUCCAGCAGGAGGUGGACAAGGUGGUGGACCGCAGCCGGCUCCCGUCCAUCGAAGACCAGCCGCAGCUGCCUUACGUCAUGGCCUUCAUCUACGAGGUGAUGCGCUUCACGAGUUUCGUGCCUCUCACCAUCCCCCACUCCACCACCACAGACACCACCAUCAUGGGCUACACCAUACCAAAGAACACAGUGGUCUUCGUCAACCAGUGGUCCAACAACCACGACCCGAACAUUUGGUCCCACCCAGAGACCUUUGACCCCUUGCGUUUCCUGGACCAGAACGGUGCACUGAACAAAGACCUGACCAGCAACGUGCUCAUCUUCUCGCUGGGCAAGCGGCGGUGCAUUGGUGAGGAGCUGUCCAAGAUGCACCUGUUCCUCUUCACGGCCCUCAUCACCCACCAGUGCAACAUCACCGCAGACCCGGCCAGACCGCCUAAACUGGACUGCGACUACGGUCUGACUUUGAAACCCCACGCCUUCUUUAUAGCAGUGUCUCUUCGGGAAGACAUGACGCUGCUGGACACGGCAACCAGGCAGGCUAAGGAGGACAAGGUGGAGCCCUCAUCAGACUCCCAAACACAAGAAUAAAUGAAAUCAGAACUAUAAUGACUACAAAUGAAGGCUGAAAUAUAAAGACUUAUGAACUGUAGCUCAUCUUUGUGAGCUGCCUGAAAAAUAUAUUUAUAAGCUGAAAUCUCAGGCUAAAUUCUUAUCCUUUAUACACUGUAUAUAAAACACUUCAUAUGACAGUGAAUUGAGAAUGAUUACACAUUUGUGAUCAUCGAUUGCUGACUUGUUUUUAAGUAUUAUAGCGCCAGACAGAAACAGAUGGGGCAUCUGUUUCCUAGGAGACACGAUGAACUGCACACAUCACUUUUGAUUCAUCAAAGACUGCAGCCAGCAUCACAUCACCAGUGAUCAGCCUCCAUCAGAACUCAGUAAAGGCAACAUUUGUUGAUUUUAGUGUGAAUGGCAUUACUGCAAGAGUUUAAUGACAAGUAGAAACCAUCAAGUUUGUGUCCAUCAUGUUGUCAUUGUUGAUGUCAGAUAAAGAGUUCUAAACCCUUUCGAAUUCAAGUCAAAUUUUCCAACAUAUAAAAGAAUGUUUAAUCUGUGAAGUUAACUCAUCGAAACCGGACUUUCGAGAUUUUUUGACAUGAUAAAAGUGAUGUGCCAUCGAGGGUCAGACUCUUGAUCUGUGCAGUGAUUCAGUUGAAUAAGCUCACGGAGUGCUUCAGCCCUUCAGCUUAAUGUCUACUAAAAUAAACCGCCCAGUACUAAUGUGUAGUUUUUUGACAUAUAGCAUAAAAUCAUAGUUUCUCAGGAAUAAGUCCUAUGAAAUGUAAUAUACUGUUUGUUUUUUUUAACCAGAAUGCUUUUGAAAGUAAUCUAAUAUAUCUUGAAACUUACUGUAGAAGCUGUUUGAAAGGAUGAGGCAAAGGAGCUUCAACAGUAAACCAGACCUGCUGCAUGUGCUGCUUGUGUCCGUGAACUGCUGUACAACACACAUAUGAAAAGGACUAAUAUUAGAUCAGUGUUAUUUAGCCAUUUAUUUCUCUAUUUUUUUGUCACUUGCAAAAGUUUGAAUGUCUUAGAAAGCUGCUCUUAAAAAAAAAAAAAAGAAAAGAAAAAAGAACCCUUAUCCUGUCAUUUAGGUUCCCUCUUCAAGAUGCCAGUAACCAAACGAUUUAUGUUAUCUACUAAAAUAGUCAUGCUGUCAAACUUGGGGUGGGGACACUGGGGGUAACUGUUUUUUUUUGUGUAGACUCAUCUAACUGCGGUCUCAGCAUGGGAGACUAAUGCACUGACUGUAAUGUAUUGGAUUUGGGCAUUUGUUGGUCUCCUGUUUGGCUUAAUGAAACUCAGAUUCAUCUUCAAAAUGACAUGUGACUUUAAGAAAGUGUUAACAGUUAUUUUUGUGUUUUAAUACAGUAACAAUCUCAAUGUAUCUAGAGCUACAUAUACAGAAUGUAGAAUUUUUUUUUUAAACACAUGAAUGUUUACAAUGAGAAUCCAAAUUCUACAUGAAAUUAAAGCACUGCUGAGAUGAAGUUCAUAAGAUUAGAAAAGCAUUGCAUAAGCUUUCAUGUUUCCUUGUUUUCUGUAAAAGAAAUAAUUAAAUGUUAAGUAACAUGCUUAUUUUGACAUAAUUUAAAUCGAAAAAAGUAGAUUCAGUCAUCAAAUAAUAAAGUUGACCUGCUAUUAUCCUGUUCAUGUAACUUGGGAGACUUACCAACUGCAAACAUCUCAUAAAAACAUGAUGGGGGUCAAGAAAUACUUCAAAUCCAGUAUUUACAGUGUCUUUACCUCAUAUAUGCUUCUUUUACAGAACUAUACAAAUCAGAUGAGUGAAACACAAAAAUGUUAUCACUUCUCACUGUAGGAAUACUUUAAGUUUUUGUAUACACAUUAAUGCAUCUGUGAUUCAUUCGCUUGCCUGAACAUUGUUUGAUUGAUAUUUUAUUGUAAUAAAAGAAUAUUAACUAUUCUUUUGGUAUUCACUGAUGCAGUUUCAUAUGAUGGAAAUAGGUUCAAAAAGAUAACAACACAUUCAAAAUGAGCUUGAAAAGUUUAAACUUCUUAAGCACGGGCAGUAUUUUAAGUUAAGAAUGGUAUACGCACAUAAGUUACUCUGUAUUCGCUGCUGAUGAAGC
Molecule: messenger RNA, 3960 nt
Organism: Scomber scombrus (Atlantic mackerel)
Lineage: Eukaryota; Metazoa; Chordata; Actinopteri; Scombriformes; Scombridae
Gene: cyp1b1
Product: cytochrome P450 1B1
Exons: 3
Coding region: 290-1894 (534 amino acids)
Biological process (GO): progesterone metabolic process; hormone biosynthetic process
Molecular function (GO): iron ion binding; heme binding; steroid 17-alpha-monooxygenase activity
Source: RefSeq, a predicted model, not a curated record